AAUUCAGCCAUGGUCACAUUUAUUAUUCUAACUAAGAGUGCUAAAGUUUUCCAUAAAAUAUUUAUCUUCGGUCACAUGUUUUCAAGGCUUUAGUUAUUUCUAUCAGGACUCUUCUGUCUUCCAUAUGGCAGUAAGCAAACAGUCUUCUUAGUAAUAAAGAAUCAAUAUGAGAUACAAAUUUGCACUUUUUCUGGUGAACACAGAUGCUUUUGUAGUUUUAGAUUUACUGGAUGACAGAUAAAGAAAUCAGAAAAUGAAACUAUUCCAAAAGUGGAAGUCAUUUUUCACUGCUUACGUGACCUGGUGUGGUUACUGGUUAUGGCAACUACUGUAAUAAAUAGGUGCUCUGAAACUCUUCAGCAAGUCUCCUACAGGAGUAGACUACAAGAAUGCCAGGGGAUAACGUAUCUGCUAUGGAAGGCUCUUGGAAAAUUGGUGAAGAAUUCCAUAUAGAUAAAGAUAUGGGCUUCGCUCUGCCAAAUCCACUGGAGGAGCUACCUCAUACAUAUGCUCCCUGGAUAUCCAUUGCUAGAAAUUUGCCUGUCCUGAUUGAGAAUGGCCAAUUACGAGCAGAAGUCGAAAAGUUGUCACAGCUCAGCAUUGAUGAGCUCCGUGGGCACAAGUUGCAGCGCCUUGCACAUCUGGUCUUGGGGUACAUCACCAUGGCGUAUGUGUGGAAUCGAGGUGAUGAAGAUGUCUGUAAGGUUCUGCCGAGAAAUAUUGCUGUUCCUUACUGUGAACUCUCUAAGAAGUUGGGGCUACCCCCUAUUCUGGUUUAUGCAGACUGUGUCUUGGCAAACUGGAAGAAAAAGGACCCCAAUGGGCCCUUGACUUAUGAGAACAUGGAAAUUCUGUUCUCAUUUCCUGGUGGAGACUGCGGCAAGGGAUUCUUCCUGGUGUCUCUACUGGUGGAAAAUGCAGCUGCUUCUGCAAUCAAAGAAAUUCCCAUUCUAUUUAAUGCAAUGCAACAUCAGGACCAGGAUGCUUUAAAAAAGGCACUGGGUGAGAUAACUUCUUGCCUGUGCAAAGCCCGUGAAGUGUUUAAACAAAUUCACACACAUGUGGACCCAAACGAAUUUUUCAAUGUUCUUCGCAUAUACUUGUCUGGCUGGAAAGGUAACGCCCGGCUGCCAGAUGGUCUGCUGUAUGAAGGGGUCUGGGAUACCCCCAAGCAAUACGCAGGGGGCAGUGCAGGCCAAAGCAGCAUCUUUCAGUGUUUCGAUGUCCUGCUGGGCAUCCAGCACAACACUGGAGAAAAAUUUGCUGCUAGCUUCCUCCAGGAUAUGAGGCAAUACAUGCCACCAGCUCACAGGGACUUUCUUCAGUCACUGGAGAAACAGCCCUCACUCCGUGAGUUUGUCCUUUCAAACGGUGACCCCGACCUGAAGGCAGUUUAUAAUGACUGUGUGAGAGCUAUGGUCUCGCUGAGGAAAUACCACAAAACAAUAGUAAAAAGCUACAUUGUGAAACCUGGGGAAGAGAAGCGCAUGCAAAACCAAACGUCUGCAGAUCCAUCAGAACAGGAAAACAAAGGAACUGGAGGCACCGAAGUCUUAAGUUUCCUAAAGGCCGUCCUGUGUACAACUGAGAAAUGCCUUCUGAAGGAAGAUUAACGUAACCCGAGCAACGGUCCUUUCUGCCGGGCGAAGGCCACAGUGCAAAUUCUGCCGUCGCACAUUUUACUAGAGCCGGUAGUUAAUAGUAUGCAAUAAUUUAUAAAUCAUGCAUUAAAAAACUUUUCAAAAUAAAACUUCUUUUAUUAUCUCUAGAUUCUUUGAAAACAGCAGAAGAAAAUUAGACAAGAGUGCUUAGAAAGUAGUCCUAACAUUAGAAGUAUGAUUAUAAUGCACACAUUAGUAUGCAGUGAUGAAAUUCAAUAAAUAAAGUUUGGUGUAACAUAGAAUGUG
Trichechus manatus latirostris (Florida manatee) is the source of this 1907-nucleotide messenger RNA. RefSeq names its product indoleamine 2,3-dioxygenase 1 (gene IDO1). Lineage: Eukaryota; Metazoa; Chordata; Mammalia; Sirenia; Trichechidae. Gene Ontology annotation, molecular function: heme binding; metal ion binding; indoleamine 2,3-dioxygenase activity. Gene Ontology annotation, biological process: 'de novo' NAD+ biosynthetic process from L-tryptophan. Gene Ontology annotation, cellular component: cytoplasm. The record is from RefSeq and is a predicted model, not a curated record. The transcript is spliced from 10 exons. The coding region runs from base 390 to 1613 and encodes 407 amino acids.